CACUGGCAAACUCUCUCCCCAUCCAUCUCUGCCUUGGCUCAGUCCCCUGCACCUCUUCAAAGACAAAGGAGGCCCUCCAUCAACACUAAGUCUCUCCACAAGUCCAGCACAAGAAGCUCCAAGAUGCCGGACACAAUCAUGUCCAAGGAGCCCAGUUCCAACCUGGAGAGUGCCAUGCAGAUGCUCAUAAAGACCUUCCACAAGUACUCUGGGAAGGAGGGCGACAAGUACACGCUGAGCAGAGGGGAACUGAAGGAGCUGCUACUAGAGGAGCUGGGGACUUACUUAGGGGGCUCCAAAGAUAAUGAAGCGGUUGAGAAGGUGAUGAACGACUUGGACGCCAACAACGACGGGGAGGUGGACUUCACUGAGUUCAUCAUCCUGAUGGGCGCCCUCACCGUCGCCUGCAACGACUUCUUCCUGGAUUGCAAGACUGAUGAGAAACCGAAAGACGACAAAGGCGAGUCAGCGGAGAAGAAAGCUUGAAUCAGUGCAAGAGAGGAAGGGGGGGGAGUAAAGUGGGAGGGAGAGGUGGAAAGAAGGGGAAGGGGAGGGGGGUGGGGAGGAGGAGGGGGAGAGAGCAGAGAGAAGGAGGACAGAGUUGCAAUGGAUUUUUGUCUUGUGCAAUCCGUAAACACUACAACUACACACAAGGAGAGCAGUCCAGCAGUUUGUGGGUUCACAGCACACGGGGCAUUCAGCAGGAGUAGGGUUUUCUCCUCGGCAACUGUUUGUCAUACCACAGCAUAUCCGGAGCUAGUUGCACUCAAAGCAGAGAGUGACUUUACACACAGAACAGGGUAUAUUUCAACUUCUAUCAACUCAAAUAGAGCAGCUUAGACGGUUCUUGUAUGUUCUGAAUAGUGCACUGGAAAGAAAGGAAGUUUUGCAGAACGCACACCAGAAUGUUGGAGCACUUCUUGCACAUGAAUAAUUAAAUAAGACAUAUAUUACAGAUUAUCAUAUAAUUGUAUGUACUCAGCGUUGAACAAUAUGAUUUAUCCCCUUUUUCUGCACAUAUUUUGUAAUCCUUUUUGGUAAUAACCAAUGCAUUCUUCAAAAUAUUAAACAUGACAUCUAACCAGUAA
Epinephelus moara (kelp grouper) is the source of this 1088-nucleotide messenger RNA. It is a transcript of the gene s100s, whose product is annotated as S100 calcium binding protein S. NCBI's taxonomy places the organism in Eukaryota, Metazoa, Chordata, Actinopteri, Perciformes, Serranidae. Gene Ontology annotation, molecular function: calcium ion binding. The record is from RefSeq and is a predicted model, not a curated record. Bases 124 to 486 code for a protein of 120 amino acids. The transcript is spliced from 4 exons.